This is a messenger RNA of Oncorhynchus nerka (sockeye salmon), 2802 nucleotides long. Its product is annotated as protein FAM136A-like. Lineage: Eukaryota; Metazoa; Chordata; Actinopteri; Salmoniformes; Salmonidae. The record is from RefSeq and is a predicted model, not a curated record. Gene Ontology annotation, cellular component: cytoplasm. The transcript has 3 exons. Bases 234 to 650 code for a protein of 138 amino acids.
AAUGCCGGAAGCUAGAGCGGAUGUGAUGUAAUUGCCACCAGAACGAAGAGGCAUGGUUUCACGGAGGUGACCUACAAUUUGAAACAGUAAUGUAACAAGGCUUGCGAAUCUUGCAAUAGCAUACUGUAUGUCAUUGGUGUGGCUGUUAUUUAGCUUUGCAACGUAGCCAAACCGUAUCUUCUAACAGUUAGAAUUCCGUUUGAAUACCCACGCUACUGAGAGCAACGUUUGAAAUGGCAGAGGCGCAUCAAGCUCGUGUACAGAAAACCAUAGAGGAUAUGGUUCAAAGUUUAGAACGGGACCACAUCCGCAAGAUGCAAGGACUCAUGUUCAAGUGCAGUGCAGAGUGCUGUGAGCGCUCCACAGACUCCAUGUCGCAGGUGCACAAUUGUAUUGAACGCUGCCACGCUCCUCUGGCGCAGGCCCAAGGACUAGUGACCAAUGAACUAGAGAAGUUUCAGGACCGGCUGACCAGGUGUACCAUGCAUUGCAAUGACAAGGCCAGGGACCUGUUUGACUCUGGUGCCAAGGAGCCAGCCGUGCGGGCCAUGAUGGAGAACUGCGUGGGAAGCUGUGUGGACGACCACAUCAACCUGAUCCCCAGCAUGACGCACAGACUCAAAGAGAACCUGGACUCUAUUCCACAGUGAGGAGGGAACAGCUUACUUCAUAUGCAUGAGACAGGUUGGACUCUAUACUACAGUGACUGUCAUCUGACUCAAAUAACACAGAGGAAGUAUAAACAGCAGACUCAAAGAUGGCUCGUUAUUAUCACAGUGAAAAAGAGGGAGUUAUAAAUGGCAGAUCCAAUACCUCAGUGAGGGAAAGGGACAGCUUGCAGGAAUGAGAUUUGGGUCCUGGUAAAAGGUUAAUCAGGUCCAUGCUGUCGGAGAGGGUGGGGGAUAUAGCUCAGCUCAGAGUCUGAAGAAACUACACAUCCCCUGCAAACUGACUCUGUGUCUUUGUAGCACUUACUGUUUAUUGGUUGAACCUACAGGCCAGCUGAACUUACUCAGCAUAACUGUCUAACAUCAAAAAGACCUGUGUCUGUGAACUGUGUGUAAAGGUAUUUAUUACAUGUCCUGAUAGCCUAGCUGUUGUAUUAUUGGAGUCUGUAUUCUGCCUCGGUGCUCUAAAUAUUUGCAACCUGUUCCUCUCUCCUCUAGCAUGAUCUCUGUGCUGUUUGUUUUGUGGGAACCAUGCAUGUUCUGUGACUCUUUCCCUCAUCACUAUCAGUUUUUAUAUAAAAAUGAAAGCAAAUGGUGAAAACGGAUGGAAUUGCAUUUUUAUUGCCUUUUUAGCCUGAAUUUUCCUUUAUCUAGCUGUGUCUUCUGGCAAUUCAUCAGAACUUUUUCACUAGAGUUGAACUUGAUAGUAAUGCACCAAACACCUUAUUAACAUCCAGCUUUUGAAAAUGCAGGUUUUAAUAACGAUAAGCAUGGUGGAAUAAUCUCUGUAUAAUGUACAAAUGGAUGCACAGACACCAAUGGUAAAAAAAAUAAUGAAUUGACAGUAAAUCUGUGAGGCUAUUACAGCAUAUCAUGAAUGACUGCAAAGACGAGUAGCCUAGUAGUUAGAGCAUUGGGCCAGUAACUGAAAGGUUGGAGGAUCGAAUCCCCGAGCUGACAAGGUAAAAAUCUGUUCUGCCCCUGGAUAAGGCAGUUAACCCACUGUUCCUAGGCAGUCAUUGUAAAUUAGAAUUUGUUUGUAACUGACUUGACUGGUUAAAAAAAAGACAAGUGUAAAGGUAAGCCUUCACUGUAGAUCAUUACAAUACUGCUAUGCCAAAAUAAAUAUAUUUGUCAAACUCACUUUACAAUAUAUUAUGGCAUGUUUAUUACAAUUAUAUCCAAAAUUUAGAUUAAACCUAUGGUUUGAAAAAAACAAUUGCCCCUUCUACCCCCCCCCCCCCUAAACAUUUUUAUCAACUGAGGAUGCUUUUACAUUCACCCUCCUGGCGACCAGAGAAAACCAUCCCCUUCCUGUGGGCCUGAAAGCAAACAAUGUAAAAAAAAAAGUCAAGUCAAAAGACACAUCUCAAUAUCAACUGUUCGAAUUGCUGCACAAACCACUAAAUGACACCAAUGAGAAGAAGAGACUUGAUCGGGCCAAGAAACACGAGCAAUGGACAUUAGACGGGUGGAAAUCUGUCCUUUGGUCUGAUGAGUCCACAUUUGAGAUUUUUGGUUCCAACCGCUGUGUCUUUGUGAGAUGUAGAGUGGGUGAACAGAUGAUCUCCACACAUGGUUCCCACAGUGAAGCACGGAGGAGGAAGUGUGAUGGUGUUGUGAUUUAUUUAGAAUUCAAGGCACACUUCACCAGCAUGGCUACCACAGCAUUCUGCAGUGAUACGCCAUCCCAUCUGGUUUGCACUUAGUGGGACUAUAAUUUGUUUUUCAACAGGACAAUGACCCAACGCACCUCCAGGAGGUGUAAGGGCUAUUUGACCAAGAAGGAGAGUGAUGGAGUGCUGCAUCAGAUAACCUGGCCUCCACAAUCACCCUACCUCAACCCAAUUGAGAUGGUUUGGGAUGAGUUGGACUGCAGAGUGAUGGAAAAGCAGCCAACAAGUGCUCAGCAUAUGUGGGAACUCCUUCAAGACUGUUGGAAAAGCCUUCCUCAUGGUUGAGAGAAUGCAAAGUGGGAAAAGCUGUAAUCAAUGCAAAGGGUGGCUACUUUGAAGAAUCUCAAACAUAAAAUAUAUUUUGAUGUAACUUUUUUUUGUUAUUUCAUAGUUUUGAUGUCUUCACUGUUAUUCUACAAUGUAUAAAAUAGUAAAAAUAAAGAAAAACCCUUGAAUGA